Sander lucioperca (pikeperch) is the source of this 7071-nucleotide messenger RNA. It is a transcript of the gene raph1b, whose product is annotated as Ras association (RalGDS/AF-6) and pleckstrin homology domains 1b. NCBI's taxonomy places the organism in Eukaryota, Metazoa, Chordata, Actinopteri, Perciformes, Percidae. The coding region runs from base 378 to 5114 and encodes 1578 amino acids. The record is from RefSeq and is a predicted model, not a curated record. The transcript is spliced from 18 exons. Gene Ontology annotation, cellular component: cytosol; plasma membrane. Gene Ontology annotation, biological process: signal transduction.
AAUGCAGCGUUGGGUUCUGGGCUGGACAGGAAACGACGGAGACGCGCAGCGUGUCUCCUUAGCAGCUCCGGGAAAGAAGAGUGGGAAAGGGAAUGGGAUUGUGUGUAGACGAGGCGACGUGUGGAAACAUGAGGAUAACGGGCGGUUUUUAACUAGAUUCAUCUUUUAAACAGAUAAUUACACAUAUAUCAGGAGUUUUUCUUCUUUUCUCCCUUAGGCAGGGAUAUUUGCUCUCCCAUUGGAGAACACAGGAGAGGUGAGGACCCUCUUUGUGAAUCCCAUUUCACUAGGAUAAAAGCCCUGUCACAGAGUGGAGUGGAGUGGUGGUAUCGUCUGACCUUUAACCUCAGUAGGAAGGAGAGAAAACCACUUCAGAGAUGGAGCAGGUGUCAGAUGAUGAGUUGGACCAUGGAGCCGAGGAGGACAGCGACAAGGAGGACCAGGACCUGGACAAGAUGUUCGGUGCUUGGCUUGGCGAGCUGGACAAGCUUACACAGAGUCUGGAUGAUGGCAGGCCUCAGAAACCACUGCAGAAGCCUCCUCUCAGGCAGGAGACGAACAUGGCCAACUUCUCCUACCGCUUCUCAAUGUAUAACAUCAACGAGGCGUUGAACCAGGGCGACACAGUGGACCUGGAUGCCCUGAUGGCUGACCUGUGCUCCAUUGAACAGGAGCUCAAUACCAUUUCCAAACCAAACUCUGCGUCUCGUGGCCAGAACAAAGGCCAGCAGCGAGCCCCGGGGGGGCGCAGUGCCAGCACCAAGCACACAGGCACCAGUGGAGGAGGAAGCAGCGGAGGAAGCACCAGUAGCAGUACCCGGGCAUCGCCGGCCAACACCGUACGAGGCGGCAGCGUCAACACCCGCCCCACGGCUUCCAACAUCUCCCUGGAUGACAUCACCUCUCAGCUGGAGAAGGCCUCUCUCAGCAUGGAUGAAGCGGCACGUCAGACCUCUUCCUCUUCCUCCUCCUCCUCGUCUUCUUUCUCCUCCACCACACUGCGGCGGCCCUCGUCGGGGUCGUCAGGCGGCGGGCAGCACAGGAGGACGGGCUCAGUGGGCACAGUCAGCGAGCGGGAGGCUCCAUCCCAGCGGUCCAGUGUAAACUCAGCGUGUGCCUCAGCAUCCAGCAUGGACUCCCUGGACAUUGAUAAAGUGAUGACGGGUGGAGAGGUGGAAGGCCAGAGCAGCCCGAGCACACAAGGACAAAACCAGACCAGCACAGAGCAUGUCACACUGCGGCGGGCCAGACGGCAGCUUGACUUUACCUCACGAGAGGGUGAAGUGGAUCGGGCCACUCACUCCUAUCUGGACCGAGAAACCUCGCUCAUUCUGAAAAGCAUAGCAGGAAAGCCUUCUCACCUCCUGACCAAGGAGGAGCAAGCUGCCAAAUUGAAGGCAGAGAAGAUCCGAGUCGCCCUGGAAAAAAUCAAGGAGGCACAGGUCAAAAAGCUGGUGAUCAGGGUCCACAUGUCAGACGAGAGCUCCAAGACCAUGAUGGUGGAUGAGCGCCAGACGGUGAGGCAGGUGCUGGACAGCCUGCUGGAUAAGUCCCACUGUGGCUACAGCCCGGACUGGUCUCUAGUGGAAACCAUCAAUGAGCUACAGAUGGAGCGUAUUUUUGAGGACCAUGAGAACUUGGUGGAGAAUCUAUUAAACUGGACCCGGGACAGCCACAACAAGCUUAUGUUCAUCGAACGCAUCGAGAAAUAUGCGCUUUUCAAGAACCCUCAGAACUAUUUGCUGGGGCGGAAGGAGACAUCCGAAAUGGCUGACAGGAAUAAAGAGGCUUUAUUAGAGGAGUGUUUCUGUGGCGGCUCAGUGUCUGUGCCAGAGAUCGAGGGCAUCCUGUGGCUGAAGGAGGACGGGAAGAAGUCGUGGAAGAAACGCUAUUUUCUCCUCAGAGCUUCAGGGAUCUACUACGUCCCCAAAGGCAAAGCCAAGGCAUCCAGAGAUCUCGUGUGCUUCCUGCAGUUGGACCAUGUUAACGUGUACUACGGCCAGGACUACCGCAGCAAAUACAAGGCUCCUACUGACUACUGUCUGGCCCUGAAGCAUCCACAAAUCCAGAAGAAGUCACAGUACAUUAAGUAUCUGUGCUGUGAUGAUGUCAGGACCCUGCACCAAUGGGUGAAUGGAAUUCGCAUCGCCAAGUAUGGCAAGCAACUAUACGUGAACUACCAGGAAGCCAUGAAGAGGACCGAGGCGGCCUACGAUUGGUCCUCUCUCUCUACCUCCAGCAUCCGAUCUGGCUCUAGCUCUGCCAGCAUACAUGAGUCCCAGUCUAACCACUCAGGCCAUUCAGACAGUGGAGUGGACACGGGCUCUUCUCAUGGCCGGUCCCAGAGUGUGGUGAGCUCCAUCUUUUCUGAGGCCUGGAAGAGAGGUACCCAGAUCGAGGAAAGCUCCAAGCAUAUGAGAAUGGAGGCAUCCAGAGGGGCCACCCUGCCGCAUGCUUCCCACAGUCACCGGCAUCACAGCCAGCAUUCAGUUGAUCACCCAGCCCUGACGCCCCCUCCCCAACCUCAGGUGCAGCCGCAGCCUCAGCCCCACCAACAGCACCCACAUGAGCAUCAGCCCCACCAACAGCACCCACCACAGCAUCAGCACCCAUCAAUGCACCCCCAGACACCGACCCAGCCACAACACCAGCAACUGCCUCCCCAGCAUCAUUCUCCUCAACAGGCCCCACAGCCACCCCCCCAGUAUCCUCAGCGCCCUCAGCAGUCACCACAGUCUCCACAACAGCAGCCGCAGACCAUCAGCAGCUACAACCACAUGCCCCCACAGCAGCAAGAGCUGGCUCCUCCGCCCCCACCUCCCCCUCCACCGCCUCCCCCUCCUCCCCCACCCCCCCCAGUUCAAAUGGUGUCCCACCACUCGCCGGCUCCCACCAUGUACAAGUACAGCACCAUCACCAGGCUACAGAACCAGAAGGCCUCCCAGUCUGCCAAUCACCACAGGUUGCCCAAUCACCUUCUUGCAUUGGGUCAGCAAGUUCUGCCCACAGCUUCGACGCUGCCUGCAGCACCAGUGCCCAUUAAACCCAAUGUAAAUCACAUUGCGGCAAGGACUAAUGUCCCGCCUCCACCUCCCCCUCCCCCUCCACCAUCCAUGCCAACCCCUGGGUCCGCCAUGGCUGUGUUGAAGCUGGGCCCUCCCAGUCCAGCUACCCCACCUGCCUUUAUUCCUCCGCCCCCAGCACCUCCACCUGCUCCACAGACCAACGGAGUUACAUUUCCUCCCCCUCCUUCUCCCCCACCACCCCCUCCUGCACUGGCUCCCAUGAGCCAGCCUGUUAACCCCAACGGGCUGAAGCAGGCCCUUAAGGAAAGGUUUCCCAGCCCGCCACGGGACCUCCUCUCUCCAAACGGAGGCCUUGAGGAGUCCCCACCGCCUGCCCCCGCCCCACCUCCCCCACCUCCACCCCCUCCACCUCCGCCACCCCCACCUCCUCCUCCCCAGCACUUCCCAGUGCCAGCCCAGUUCCCGCCUCCUCCUGCACCGCCGCCGGCGCCACCCAAAACAUUCACCCCAGGCUUUGUCCCUCAUACUGCCCCCAAACCCGUGUCACCUGUCUCCCCAUUUCCUCCUGCCCCACCUCCUGCUUCCCUGGGCGGCCCGACCCCACCACCACCUCCACCCCCUCCUCCACCUGCACCCCUCAAAAAGCAGUUCAGCCUCCAGACGGGCCACAUCUCCGGCCACCCCCCUCCGACUCUCCCCAAGCAGCACAGCCUGUCUAAACAAACGCCCUACUCCACGGGAGCCGCUCCCACCAUGUCUUUGGUGAAACAACUAGCAAGUCAGUUUCCAGGAGCUCCGUCCCAAGUAGCCAAUCACACAGAGAGCCCCAAAGCCCCCCUCUCUCCACCUGCAGUAAAGACCAAACCAAAAUGGCAGCCUGGGGGUGGCCAACAGCUGCAGUCUCCAGAGUUCCCUCCUCCCCCUCCAGACAGCAACAUUGGCUUCCCUGCCCCUCCUCCUCCACCACCUCCCCCAGCCCCCGUCACCGGCCCGACUCCACCUCCUCCUCCGCCACCUCCCCCACCCCCCGUCACCGGCCCGACUCCACCUCCUCCUCCGCCACCUCCCCCACCCCCCGUCACCGGCCCGACUCCACCUCCUCCUCCGCCACCUCCCCCAGCCCCCGUCACCGGCCCGACUCCACCUCCUCCUCCACUCCCUCCUGGGAACCUGGGCUCCCCCUUGAGGAGGUCACCCUCUGGGUCCUCCAAUUUCGUAGGCAAGAAACCCCCUCCCACCCCACAGAGGAACACCAGCGUCAAGUUCAACGCCUCAACUUCCUAUGAGGAAUCCAGGAGGAACUUGUUCAGUAAGUUUGCUCCCCAGAACAACGCCGCUUCUUCAUCCCCAUGUCCCACCGCCUCCUCCACUGGAUCCCCUUCCAAGGACCCUUCAGCUGGACCCCCUGCUCCCCCGAAACCAGGCAAGCUCAACCUGGCAAACCUGCCCAUGGCGCUCCAGGCCAAAGUGAGCCAAGUAAAGCAAACCGGUGGUGGCUUCCCUACCCCACCACAUGAGUGUGCCUACUUCCCACCUCCUCCCCCGGCCUCUGAGCUCUUCCCCCCUCCUCUACCUCCUGGUAGUGACACCCAUAGUGGAGGACCUCCUAGGGUAGCCGUGGUCAACCCCCAGCCCCAGGCUCCCCCUCCUCCUCCGCCUGUCUGCCUUGUCAGCAACUCAUCAUGGGGGAAGAGCUCCCUGAAAAAGACUCCUCCACCCACACUUGUGCGGCGUAAUAACACCACCCCGGAGCCCCCUCCACUCUCACCACCUCCACCCACCUCCCCAAAGGGCAGCUCAGGCCAGCCCAAUUUCCUGGAGGAUCUCAACCGGACACUGAAGCGAAAGUCAGUGGGUCGCCAAAGUUCUCUCAACUCGGCUGGCCUCAUGGACAAGUUGGACCCUGCGGGAACUAUGGACGACAUGGCGCUGCCCCCGCCGCCCCCUGAGCUGCUCCUGGACCAAGGAAAGCAAAGCAACGGAGGAAAUGGCGGCUACAUGUCCGGAAACAUCUCAGGCUAUGCAACACUACGACGAGGACCCCCACCUGCACCACCCAAACGGGGGGACACCACCAAACUUACUUGAGAGUGUUGAACUUGGAGAUCGGGACACCAUGAAGAUGAAUGAAUAGACAAUGAAAGAAUAUAUGGAAGUGAACAUUCAUUCGUGAAAUGGGAGCGAAUUCCUGAAUUCCUUCCGUCCUCUUGGGAUCACAAUGAUAAAUAGAUGACUGUGUAUAUACUAAAACCCAAACCAGACCAUGGUCAAUUAGUGUUUGCUAAUUAUUGCAGUUUUUUUUUACAUGUUUGGCUUUCUGGAUCAGUGGGGUUUAUAAUAAUGGGAUGAUUAAGACUGGAGCAGGUAAGUUUGAGGUCACAGAAAAAUAAAACAGACUUUUAAUUUUCUGUGAUUGUCUGAACUCUCUGGAAGACAUUGUAUUUCCCUGUAUGGUAAACCCCACCCAUCUGGUACACCAAGCAGAUUUAAAUACACACUAAUAAGAAUUGUGCAAACAUUACUGGAUCCAGGUCUGAGCCGAACCAUGUUAUCCGCUUCUUUGCCAUAAGUUUGUGCCACAUACUGGAGACAAAAAAAACAAACACCCACCACAGGAUCUUUCUGCUUUGGUACUGCAUGGACUUCAUGUAAGAACAAGCUGUAAAACAUGAAGCUGUUCUGGUGUAUGUGCAUGAGUGAGAGAGAGAGAGAGAGAGAGAGAGAAACUGAGAUGUGCAUACAUGCAUUGUGUGCAUGCAUGUAUGUAUGAUUAUAUGCCGGUGAAGUAGUUAACCAUUAAAGAAGGCCUUUGUAGAGCGGGGAUGGUUAGGUUUGCUUUUAUAUGAAAUUAUUUAAUGAUCGAUAAAUGGAAGGAUUUUUUUUUAUAAGUCUGUGUUUUAAUAGCUGGUCAACAAAGUCUAGAGAGGAACAAAACAUCAGGGCGCAAUGGAAUGUAUAUGGAAAGGUGUAAUUGAAAUUACACACACAAAGGAAAAAAAAAACGUUAAAACUUUCAGAUCUGUUGUCUCAAACAUUUCUAGACUGUUCCACAACUUGGCAAAUGCAAAUCAGAAGGAAGCCUUAUCCCCAAAGUCUUGCACAGAGGUCAAAGCAGAAAGGAGAUUUCUUCCAAAGGUUCAGCAGAGUCUGGACUGUGCAACUGGAGAAAAGAAAAACACACACUUUUUAUUUUUAUUUUUUAUUUAAUGGGACUGUAAAUGGAGGAGGAGGCCUGUAAUGGUGUAUCUUCGUGGACUGUGUGAGUUCCCCGUGCGUUGGCUUGAUUUUGGACCUUAUCCUUCAGUUUGUAUCUGUACAGUUGCAGCUGCUACUCCGUUACUGUUGGUCCCCGCCGCCUUCUAAAGUCACAUCAUAUCACAAUUCAGGAAGUAGAAUGUACAGGUUGGAUUCAGUCAUGUGAAGUAUACUCAUCUUCUCCACGCAAAGUGACCCAGUUGAAAAAGAUACAUUUGUCUGGUUAAUGUACAGAGCGUUAAAUCAUGUAGUCAAUAACGGAAAUCAUCUGACUGGCAUUAGACUGAAUGUUGCUUUUAUCUGUGUGUCUAUCAUAUCUUGUUUCUCCACGGUGCUAUUGGUGGACAGGGACUAAAGGUUAUCAUUCGAUUUUGCACCUGUACAGUGGAUCACGAAGGGUUUUAAUUUUAAGUGCUAGUGCUGUCCUUCAAGGAACUCCUCAUCAACAUGUCCUUGUGUGCCAGGAUGACAUAUCAUUAAUAUUUCAGACUGUUUAAACUGGUUUUAAAUUGGCUUUAGUGUGGACAUGUGUGCUUGAAGUGUUGAAUAUGGUCGUUUCCACUCACAUUCUCAUGUCCUACGCCACAGUGGUUUGAUCGCCACCUGGAAGGCAGUGUACCAUUUCUUAUAACUCAAUAUCAUUGUCUUUAACAGGAUGUUUGCUACAGUACAGUAUCUAAGUUAUUCAUGUGCUGAUGUGAACGUGGGGCCAAGUGAAAUGAAGAAAAAUGGCUGCAGAUGUGUCCUCUUGCAUAUAAACUGAAAAUCACAAUAUAAAUGUUCAAACCUG